Molecule: messenger RNA, 12273 nt
Organism: Saccharomyces mikatae IFO 1815
Lineage: Eukaryota; Fungi; Ascomycota; Saccharomycetes; Saccharomycetales; Saccharomycetaceae
Gene: DYN1
Product: dynein heavy chain
Exons: 1
Coding region: 1-12273 (4090 amino acids)
Biological process (GO): microtubule-based movement
Cellular component (GO): dynein complex
Molecular function (GO): dynein intermediate chain binding; minus-end-directed microtubule motor activity; ATP hydrolysis activity
Source: RefSeq, a predicted model, not a curated record
AUGCGUACAGAUGAGUCAAGACUUAUUAAUGAGCUGAUAGAGUUUGUUGCAACCACUGUCCUAGGCUUUAAGAAUUUUCCUAAAGAAGAUGAGCAAAGACUCAUUGAUCGUCUACAUUGUCAAUAUUGUGACCACUUUAGAUCUUUUUUAGGAUUGUUGGACGGUAAAGAGCAUAAUACGUUGUUUUUAUUUCUUUUUGAAGAGUUGGAUAGAAUAAUAGUAGCUAAGGACAUUGGUGAAGAGGUAUUAUAUAGUGACAGUUUGGCAAACGAGAAGUACUCUACACUGCUAGUUAUGAAGUCUGGAAAUGGCAUUGUGGACUCAGAGUCGAUUAAAAGCCGAAUAAGCGUUAUAUACUUGCCAGGUCCCGUGAAUACAGGAUACUUGGCUUCAAUUAUUACGAAUGGUAUUUCAUCUGUAUUUGGUCAACUGGUAAAGUCAGAUAAAAAGUCUUAUUCUGCCGACUCCAUAGAUAAAACGAGAAGAAAACUUGAUGACAUUUCCAAGCAAUUUCAACAGUUGCAUAAUUCAAUAGAAACACCAGAUCUUUUGGUAAUGGUUCCCAAUAAUGUCAAAUUGGCUGUGUCAGAAGGGGCUACUUCACAUGAUUUUGUUAAUUACCUCCCUAGCGAUGAUUUGGAAAGUAUGAAAUUCUUAAAUUCUUUACAAAGCGUUGCGAACAAAUGGUUUUUGGCUCUCAAACAAACGGUAGCUAUUGAUAGAGAUAUAAAAGAUGGAUCUGUUUUGAAUGAAGUAGAAUUCUGGUCUAGUUUUCAUGAAGUGUUGAAGUCACUUAUCCAACAAACGCAAAAUCAAGAAUUUCAAGUAUGUUUAGCUAUUCUAACAAAUGCAAAAAGAUUUCAUAAUUUAACAAAUUUGUUGAAUGAAGGCUUACUUUCAGAUAAAUUUAAGCUAGCCGAUAAAUAUGAUCAAUUCCUAUCCUCAAUUCCUAUCAACGAAGUUCAUCAAUCAAGGGGUCUUGAUCACCUACAUGAACUUUUCAAUACCUUAGUAUCAUCCUUGAAAAGGUUCAGGUAUUCGGGUUAUCCAGUUCAAAGAUUUGUUGUGCUGAUGGACAAAAUCUCAUAUGAAGUCAUGGAUGCGAUAUUGAAUUGUCUUUCAAAUUUGUUUAAAUUAGACUAUAGCACUUUUUUAGCGCUACAUGAAAAGUCAAUUCAUAUUAUAGAUGAAUGGGACAAUAUCCUUCAAGACAUUAACCUUUUGAUAAGAGAAGAUCUCAGAAAAAAAGCACCGCAGGAAUUGUUAUCUCAAAAGCUGACAUUUACAAGUGAAUCUUCCAAGGCAACUUUGGAUGAAAUUUUAAACACACGUAAUCGAUUUAUUUCAUUAGCACAAACACUUAAGGAUAUAUCCCCUUCUACUUAUCAUGAAGAAAUUCAGAGGUUGUAUAGUCCCUUCGAGAAGAUUGAUGAUAUUUCCGUGGAUCUUCGAUUAAGGUUAAAGCAAGCCGAAAGUGAAUUCAGUAAAAGCAUGUUCGAUUUAGAAACAAAGUUACAAAAUUUGCUUGCACACGUGAUUGACUCUGAACGCUGUCCAACUGAGAAAUUAAGUUAUUUAGUGAAGUUUAAGCCAUUAAUGAAACUCUGUCCUCGAAUAAAAGUGAAAGUAUUAGAGAAUCAGCAGAUGCUUCUUCUUGAGAUAAAAAAAGAUAUAGGGCAAUUAGAAACUGGUUUGGAUGCUUUGCCUAAGAUCCUUCAUCUGGAAACCUUGAGUAAUAUUUCUCCCACAUCUGCAAAAAUUUCGUACUUCGUUAAAGUUCAAUCCCGUAUUGAUGAUAUAGUCCAGUAUCUAGAAACUCUUUUUGGAUCUAACUGGAACGAUACACUUGAGGGCCGUUCAAUAUCUACUUUAGUGCAGAAACUAAGAAAGGAAACAAAUCCUCAGGACGUGUUUAUUCAGUGGCUACGCAACUUUCCUGAAAAAGCAACAACAAAUCUUCUAGUGACACCUAUUUUAAAACUUAUAAGUAAUAAUGAGGAUGGCUAUGAAUUAAAAGUCAACUUCGAUUUUGCAUUGGCAGCUGCUUACACAGAGUUGAGGAGCUUAACAUAUAUGGAAUUUCAAGUUCCCAGCAACGUAGUGCGUGUUGCAAGAACUUACAUGUGUUUGUAUCCACGAGCUAUCAACUUAAUUGAACUAGUACAAACAUUUUUUUCACUUUGCCAAUCACUUUCCAACACCUUUUAUAUAAAUAUUUUCUUGAAAAAUAAGAUACAAAACGUAUGGACAUUAUUGCAACAAAUACUAGUGACAUCGUGGGAAUCGUUACUAGUGGCAAAUUCGAAGAUACCUUGUUCGCCACACAGUCUAUUAGAAUUAGAAAAUUCGAUUGAUGACCUCAUAUAUGCUUACCAAAUACUGGAAAGUUUAGAAACUGAGUUUGCUAAAGAGUUCUUUGUUUUGAACUCUUUUGAUGGUACUGUUGACGAACUGCACAAAGUGGAUCGAACAUUGCACAAUAUUCAGGCUAUUUUUGAAAGUCUUUCUGCUAAAGGUUUUUCUAACGUUAGUAACCAUAUUUCCAAGUUUAAUGAUUUAAUUAUUAGCAUACUUUUGGAGAAAGUGGGUUCAAAUUUAAAAAAGCUUCAUUUUCCAAAGCAUAUAUUAAAGAUUGAUAUACAUGAGGGUGAAAUUGUACUAUUUCCAGCCUUGGCUGAUAUAAAAGGUACUUUACUGAAAGAUAUCGAAGCUCUUUUGAAUAAAGCUGCUUUGAUCAAGUUAUUACAUGGGCCAGACGACCCUCCUUUAGUCACAUUAGAUUUCAAUUCAAUUGUGACCAAACUGAAAGAUAAUAUACUGAUUUCUGUGGAACAGAUUCAAAUCUUGCACUGCAAAAUUACUAAUUAUAUCAAAGAAUGGCAGAGGAUGGAAUUUCUUUGGCAAAUUACCGAGGAAGCAUUUUUAGAAACAGCAGGUAAUAGCACUCAAAAAUGUUUCGAAAUUUUAAAAGGAUUUAUGGAUUCCCGGUUAAAUUUCAAUUUAAUUCUGAACAGUAAUAAUUUUUCAAAGAAUUUUGUUCUUGAAACACAAGAUGCACACAGUCAUAUCCGCUCGAGAAUGGAUUUUUGGGUCUCAUAUAUCAGUAGGCACCUUUUGUCAGCAUAUGACCGCGAUGCCAGGGAAUUGCAUGAGAGUAUGAACAAAGAGAGAGAAACCCUUGAGAAUAUGGAUGUGAAUUUCACUUCUGUGGAGAAUGCGACCAUGAUAAUUGAAGCUGUCAACGUGAAUAAAGGGCACCUUGCUGAACGAGAAACCCAAAUAAAGCUAUUGGGGUCAGUUAUAAAGCUACUUAGAAGGCUUAAGGUGAAAUUUUCGUCACACUUUGUCUACAUAGAACAACUUGAUACCGAUUUUUGUUCAUUGAGAGAGUGUUUAUGCUAUGUUGAACAAGAGGUGCAAAAUCACCGCGUAGUCAUAGCGCAAAAGUUAGAGCAAGAAGUUAAAAAUAUAAAUGAUCUGUCGCAAUCCUUGAAUGAAAGUUGGUCAGUCAGGAAACCAGUCUCGCCAACAUUAACUCCACCUGAAGCACUUAAAAUUUUGGAGUCAUUUAGUGAUUCAGUCAUUAAAUUAAAGAAAAAAAUUGAUUCUAUUUCAAACGCUGCAAAGAUGCUAUUGAUUCCUAUCGUUUUGAAUGAUCAGCUAGCACAUAUUGCUGAAGAUGUUAAACAAUAUGAGAUAGUCUGGAGCAGCAUUAAAAAUCUUUGGGAAGAUGUGCAAAGGUCUUUUGGAAUGCCGUGGUGCAGAGUACACGUAUCCGAACUUCAAUCUGAUCUAGAAGUUUUUCUUCAAAGGGCAAAUGAACUUCCGAGAGCUGUCAAAAAGUUUGAAAUCUAUAAGUCGCUAUUUUCACAGGUCAACAUGCUUAAUUCCCAAAAUAAAAUUCUGCUUGAUUUGAAGGACGCUGCCUUAAAGCCAAGGCAUUGGAACAUGAUAUUCCGCGAUAUCGGUAAAAGGCAAGUGCAGAAAAAUGUAGUUGAUAAAUUGGAGUUUUCUCUCAAAGAUAUUAUGGUCCUCAAUUUGACCCUAAAUGAGGUACUACUUACGAAAAUUAUAGAGAGAGCACAAAAGGAGUUUGUCAUAGAAAAAUCUCUGGAUAGAAUUAAAGCGUUUUGGAGGGAAGCCCAGUAUGAAGUCACAGAGCAUUCAAGUGGACUCAAGCUUGUGGGUGAAUGGGAUGUGCUAGAGCAAGCUUGUAAAGAAGAUUUAGAGGAGCUAGUCUCCAUGAAAGCUUCGAACUAUUAUAAAAUUUUCGAACAAGACUGUUUGGAUUUGGAAUCUAAACUCACAAAAUUAUCUGAAAUUCAAGUAAAUUGGGUUGAGGCUCAAUUUUACUGGUUGGAUCUGUAUGGAAUUCUUGGUGAGAAUCUGGACAUUCAAAACUUCUUACCUCUUGAAACUUCGAAAUUUAAAAGUUUGACGAGUGAGUAUAAAAUGAUAACUACAAGAGCGUUUCAACUCGACACAUCAAUUGAAGUAAUACAUAUUACAAACUUCGACACGACGUUAGAAUUGAUGAUAGAAUCUUUCAAGAUGAUUAAAUCGUCGCUAUCAAUCUUUUUAGAGCAGCAAAGAAGGCAAUUCCCGAGGUUCUACUUUCUGGGCAAUGACGAUCUUUUGAAAAUUAUAGGAUCUGGAAAACGUUACGAUCAUGUUUCAAAAUUUAUGAAGAAAAUGUUUGGAAGUAUCGAGUCUAUAAUAUUCUUUGACGAUUGCAUAACCGGUGUAAGAUCAGUGGAGGGUGAGGUAUUAAAUUUAAAUGAAAGAAUCAAUCUACAGAAUUCAGUUCAAGCCCAAGAGUGGUUAAAUAUUUUGGAUACGGAAAUUAAGCUAAGCGUGUUUACUCAGUUCAGAGAGUGUUUGCGCCAAAUUAAAGAUGGAACCGAUAUGGAAGUUGUUAUACGUAAAUAUAUCUUUCAAGCUGUUCUUCUUGCAGCUCAAGUAACGUGGACAGGUAAUGUGGAAAAAUGUGUUCAAACUGGUCAGUUAUCCAAAUACUGGGAGGAAACCAAUGAAAAAAUCAGAAAAUUGUUGGAUCUUUCGAAAAAAUCUCCUUAUGAUACAAAAAGAAAAAUCGAAGCUUUACUUGUUGAGUACCUACAUUUUCGUAAUGUUAUAGGACAGCUAAAAAACUGUUCUUCUGAAAGAAAAUCGAAGCUUUUAUGGGCGAACGUUCAAAAGUUUUAUCGAAAGGAGAAUACUUCGGAUGAUCUCGACUCUGUUUUUAUUUCCCAAAGUAGCUACACGUUGCAGUACAAGUUUGAGUAUAUAGGUAUUCCGGAAAGAUUGAUCUAUACACCGUUACUGCUUAUCGGUUUUGCAGCACUAACAGAUUCGCUGCAUCAAAAAUUUGGCGGGUGCUUCUUUGGUCCUGCUGGAACUGGUAAAACAGAGACUGUGAAAGCGUUUGGUCAGAAUCUUGGCCGUGUGGUUGUAGUUUUUAACUGUGAUGAUUCAUUCGACUAUCAGAUUAUCUCUAGGUUACUUGUGGGUAUCACGCAAAUUGGAGCGUGGGGAUGUUUUGACGAAUUUAAUAGGCUUGAUGAGAAAGUAUUAAGUGCGGUAUCUGCCAAUAUUCAAGAAAUACAGAGUGGUCUCCAAGGCGGAAAGUCACAUAUUACACUUUUAGGAGAGGAAGCUCCCUUGAACUCACACACGGCGGUCUUUAUCACUUUGAAUCCUGGAUAUAAUGGGAGGUCUGAGUUACCGGAAAAUUUGAGGAAGAGUUUUCGAGAAUUCUCUAUGAAAUCUCCGCAAAGUGGUAUUAUUGCAGAGAUGAUUUUACAGAUUUUGGGUUUCGUGGAUGCGAAAACUUUGGCUUCGAAAAUCGUUCAUUUUUUAGCUGUUUUAUCUUCAAAGUGCAGUUCAAUGAAACAUUAUCACUUUGGUUUGAGAACGCUAAAGAGUGUGCUGAGAAAUUGCAGCCCUUUAAUCAACGAGUUUGGGACACAGGAAAAAACAGUGGUAGAGAGCUUGAAAAGAGUUGUUUUACCAUCAUUGGGAGACAAUGAUGAAUCGAUAUUCAAAGAGGAAUUAUCUAAGGUAUUUGGUUCUGUUGGAAUACCGCUGGACUCGGAAUCUAUCAUUCAAUGUUUAAAGGAUGCUAGCCAAAGAAACGGCUUUUCGGUUUCUAAGGAAUUUCUUAAAAAAUGCUUGCAAUUUUAUUAUAUGCAACAAACUCAACAGGCUUUGAUUCUUGUGGGUGAGGCGGGCUGUGGCAAAACUGCAACGUGGAAAACUGCGAUUGAUGCCAUGGCCAUAUCCGAUGGUCAUGCUAAUAUUGUGCACGUCAUUGAUACGAAGGUUCUUACAAAGGAAACGUUAUAUGGAUAUAUGCUUAAAGCAACCUUAGAGUGGAGAGAUGGACUUUUCACUUCAAUUCUAAGAAAGGUGAACGAUGACCUUGCGGGGACCUUUAAGAAUUCGAGAAUUUGGAUUGUAUUUGAUAGCGAUUUGGAUCCGGAAUAUGUGGAAGCCAUGAACUCUGUUCUUGAUGAUAACAAAAUCUUGACGCUUCCAAAUGGUGAAAGACUUUCUAUCCCACCGAACCUCCGUAUUGUAUUCGAAACAAAUAACCUAGACCAUACUACACCUGCAACUAUAACUAGAUGUGGCUUGUUAUGGUUUUCAACUGAUGUGUGUUCGAUAUUCUCUAAGAUUAGUUGCCUAUUCGAUAAAAGUUAUGAAGCACUUGAUAGUAAACUACCCAUGCUUGGACUUGAGAAAGUGAGGAAUAUAAUAUCUAAUUCUUUCGAUAGGACUUUUUUAACCAAUUCUUUUACUUGUGCAAAUGAUUUGGAUCACAUUAUGGGAAUUCGGACUUUUAAUAAGUUAGAAACCUCAGUACAGUUAAUUAUUCAUUGGAUUUCGACUUAUAAGCAGUGGCUUCGAAACAUGAACAACGAGAGCUUAGAAAAUGUUAUUAUUUUACUGGUUAAGAUGUCAUUGUUAUAUGCACUAGCUGGUGAUUCCACCAGUAAAUCGCAGACUGCUUUUAUACAGGCCAUAAACAUUCAUUUUGGAGAUGAUAGCGAAGAACUAUCAGAAUAUUCUAGCAUAGUUAUUGCAAACGACAGGUUGAAUUUUAUUUCUUCUCCAGAGAUUCCUUCCGUCUCUUUAGAAGCACAUGACGUAAUGAGGCCUGAUAUUAUCAUCCCUACAAUUGACACGAUUAAGCAUGAACAAGUGUUUUAUGACCUGCUAAAUUCAGAAAGAGCAAUUAUCCUCUGUGGGCCACCUGGAUCUGGUAAAACAAUGAUUAUGAAUAGUGCCCUCCAGCACUCUUCACGCUACGAUGUUGUUGGAAUAAAUUUUUCUAAAGACACCACCAUUGAGCAUAUUCUGUCAGCCUUACAUAGGCAUACGAGUUAUGUAACCACAUCAAAAGGCCUUACUUUACUUCCAAAAUCAGAUGUCAAAGAAUUGGUGUUAUUUUGUGACGAGAUCAAUUUGCCAAAACUAGACAAUUAUGGUUCUCAAAGUGUCAUCUUAUUUUUAAGACAGCUGAUAGAAAAGAAAGGAUUUUGGAAAACGCCAGAAAAUAAAUGGGUGACAACUGAGAGAAUACACAUCGUUGGUGCUUGUAAUCCCUCUACCGACCCAGGAAGAAUACCUAUGUCGGAAAGGUUUACUCGACAUGCUGCCAUCCUUUACUUUGGUUAUCCUAGUGAGAAAUCACUUUCCCAAAUUUAUGGAACUUACUACAAAGCUAUUUUCAAGCUAGUACCUGAGUUCAGAUCAUAUUCCGAGCUCUUCGCCUGUGCUUCUGUUCAUUUAUAUAAUGAAUGCAAAACUAGCUACACUACUGAUCAUCAACCUCACUAUCUUUUCUCACCAAGAGAGUUAACACGUUUGGUUAGAGGUGUUUACGCAGCAAUUAAUAACGGGCCAAAACAAUCACUGAGAUCAUUAAUACGGUUAUGGGCCUAUGAGGCUUGGAGAAUAUUCGCAGAUAGGCUAGUUGAGGUGAAGGAAAAGGAUAGUUUUGAACAACUUCUUUAUAAAAUAGUUGCUGAAUACUUUCCUACUCAGAAUUUGGGAAAUAUGAGUUCAACUUCUAUUCUCUUUUCGGGUUUACUAAGUCUUGAUUUCAAAGAAGUCAAUAAAAUAGAUCUUGUAAACUUUAUAGAAGAAAGGUUCAAAAUAUUCUGCGAUGAGGAACUAGAAGUGCCAAUGGUUAUACACGAGUCUAUGAUUGACCACAUGUUGCGUAUUGAUCGUGCGUUGAAACAAGUUCAAGGACAUAUGAUGCUUAUUGGUGCCAGUAGAACAGGUAAAACUAUCCUUGCGAGGUUUGUUGCAUGGUUGAAUGGUUUGAAAGUUGUUCAACCUAAGAUCCAUUGUCAUUCUAAGCUCAGUGACUUUGAUGUUAUUCUAAAGGAGGCCAUUUCAGACUGCUCACUUAAGGAAACUCGUACUUGUUUAAUUAUUGAUGAAUCUAAUAUACUAGAGACGGCGUUCUUGGAAAGGAUGAAUACGUUACUUGCAAACGCUGAUAUACCAGAUUUGUUUCAAGGUGAGGAAUAUGACAAGCUUUUGAAUAACUUGAGAAAUAAAACAAGGUCUCUUGGUCUUUUAUUGGAUACGGAACAAGAAUUGUAUAACUGGUUUGUUAGAGAAGUUGCUAAAAACCUUCACGUUGUUUUUACGAUUUGCGAUCCUACGAACAACAAGUCUUCAGCGAUGAUAAGUUCACCGGCUCUUUUUAAUCGCUGCAUAAUUAACUGGAUGGGUGAUUGGGAUGUGAAUACGAUGUGUCAAGUGGCUAGCAAUAUUAUGGACCAAAUUCCUAUGGAAUUUACAGACUUUGAGAUGCCGAAAGUUAAUGAACAGCUGGUGUUUACAGAUUCGAUUCAGACUAUAAGAGAUGCCGUUAUUAACAUUUUGAUAAAUUUUGAUGGGAAAUUUCAUGAGAAUAUCAAUAUUGGGGUAUAUCCAAGGUCACCUGGAUUUUUUCUAGAUGUUUUACAUGCCUUAGAGAAUCUGGUUAUAGCAAGAUAUCAAGAUUUACAGGCGAACCAAAGAUUUGUCAACGUGGGCCUCGAGAAACUGAACGAGUCUGUCUUGAAGGUUAAUGAACUAAAUAAAACUUUGUUGAACAAGAAUAUCGAACUUACCGAAAAGGAAAGGGAAGCCCGGAGCACAUUGGAUAGCAUGCUUAUGGAACAAAAUGAGUCAGAAAGAAAACAGGAGGCUACGGAGGAAAUUAAGAAGAUAUUAAAAGUCCAAGAAGAAGAUAUAAGGAAAAGAAAGGAAGUUGUCAUGAAAAGUAUUCAAGAUAUUGAACCUACGAUCCUCGAGGCACAAAGGGGUGUAAAGAAUAUAAAAAAGCAGCAAUUGACAGAAAUCAGAUCAAUGUUAAACCCUCCGUUUGGUGUGAAAAUCGUGAUGGAGGCUGUUUGUGCUAUUCUUGGUUACCAGUUUUCCAAUUGGAGGGAUAUCCAGCAAUUCAUCAGAAAAGAUGACUUUAUUCAUAACAUAGUGCAAUAUGAUACUCUUCAUAUGAAGUCCCAUAUUCGAAUUUAUAUGGAGAAGGAAUUCCUUUCAGAUCCUAAAUUCACUUAUGAUAUAGUGAAUAGGGCUAGUAAGGCAUGUGGGCCAUUAUAUCAAUGGGUCAAUGCCCAAAUCAACUUUAGUAAAGUUUUGCAUAACAUAAAUCCGCUGAGAGAAGAAAUGAAAAAAAUAGAAUUUGAAUCGCUAAAGACAAAAGCUAAUUUGCUUGCAGCUGAGGAAAUGACACAAGAUUUAGAAGCCAGUAUUGAAAUAUCGAAGCAAAAAUAUAGCUUGCUAAUCAGAGAUGUUGAAUCCAUCAAGGCGGAGAUGAGUAUUGUGCAGGCCAAUCUUGAUAGGUCAAUAUCUUUGGUUAAAAGUUUGACUUUUGAAAAAGAACGGUGGCUGAAUAGCACAAAACAAUUCAGAACGACAAGUCAAGAGCUGAUUGGAAAUUGUAUAAUUUCAUCCGUUUUUGAAACAUACUUCGGACAUUUGAAUGAAAAGGAAAGGAGUGACAUGUUAAGCACUUUAAAGCUUUUAUUGGAUAAAUUUGGCGUCAAGUAUGAUUUAAAUUAUCGUUUCGUGGAUUAUCUGGUAACAUUAGAUGAAAAAAUGAAGUGGAUUGAAUGUGGGUUAAACAAAAACGAAUAUUUUUUGGAAAAUAUGAGUAUUAUCAUGAACUCAAAAGAAGCAGUUCCAUUUCUUUUGGAUCCAAGCUCUCACAUGGUAACAGUUAUAUCAAACUAUUAUGGUAAUAAAACUUUAGUUCUAAGUUUUCUUGAAGAAGGUUAUGUUAAAAGAUUAGAGAAUGCAAUUAGAUUUGGAAGUGUGGUUAUAAUACAGGAUGGAGAGUAUUUUGAUCCAAUCAUAUCGAGAUUAAUUUCUAAAGAGUUUAAUCGUGCCGGAAGCAGAGUUACUGUGGAGAUUGGUGAUCAUGAAGUAGAUGUUUCUAGCGAUUUUAGAUUAUUUAUCCAUUCUUGUGAUCCAAGUGGCAAAAUUCCGAUAUUUCUCAGAUCUAGGGUAAGGUUAAUUGAUUUUGUUACAAACAAGGAAAGUAUUGAAGCACGAGUCUUUGAGAUCACAUUAACAGAAGAGAAUGCGGAGAUGCAAAGGCAAAGGGAAGACUUGAUAAAAUUAAAUACCGAGUAUAAGUUGAGGUUGAAGAAUCUGGAAAAGCAACUUUUGAAUGAACUGAGUAAAUCACAGGGAAAUAUGCUAGAAAAUGAUGAGUUGAUGAUAACUUUGAACCGCUUAAAAAAGGAGGCUACUAAAAUUGAAAAAAAGCUAAGUGAAUCUGAAGAAUUUCUGCCCCAAUUUGAUAAACUGGUGGAAGAGUACUCUAUUAUAGGUAAACAUAGCGUCCAAUUAUUCUCUAUGUUAGAGAAAUUUGCUCAGUUUCAUUGGUUUUACAGCAUUUCCAUAGCGCAGUUCCUAUCAUGUUUUAAACGUGUUAUUGGUAAGAAGGCCACAAAGACAAGGCCAGGUAUGACAAGAGUGGAUGAAAUUCUUUGGAUACUAUAUCAGGAAGUAUAUAGUCAGUUUUCUACCAGCCUUGACAAGAAAUGUAAAAUGAUCAUGGCUAUGGCAAUGUUUUGCUUGUACAAAUUCGAUACUGAAAAUGAACAUUAUAAGAAAGCAAUUCAAGUGAUGGUCGACAUGCUCUCUGAGAACGAAAGUGGAUCAGAAACCCUCAAUGUAGAUACUAAUGGAAAUUUGAAACAGUUACUGGAUCACAUCACCACUAAAUCGUAUAUAUCUGCAUUGAAUUGGUUUAAGAAUGAGCUUUUCGUCGAUGAGUGGAAUAUUGCGGAUGUGGUGAGGAAUUCUGAGAAUAACUUUUUUACAAUGGCAAGUGAGCGAGAUGUCGAUGGCUCAUUUAAACUAGUGGACUUAGCAAAGGUUUCUAAUGAAUCUUUAACAAUAAUUCCCUUAGGGUCUAUUGAAAAUCUCAACUAUGCACAAGAGGAAAUAUCAAGAUGUAAGGUAGAAGGCGGCUGGAUACUUUUACAAAACAUUCAAAUGUCGCUGUCUUGGGUAAAAACGUAUUUGCACAAGCGUAUUGAGGAGACGCAGGUCCCGGAGGAGGUGGUCAAAUUCAAGUUGUUUAUGGCAUGCCAUUUAACCGGUGAAAGAUUACCUCCCCCAUUACUACAAAAAACGGAUAGAUUUGUAUACGAGGAGAUUCCAGGCAUAUUGGAUACCGUCAAGGAACUAUGGGGAUCUCAUAUUUCCACCGAUCCAUCUGGUGGAGUAUGGGGCAUAUAUUGUAGGUUCCUUUUAGCAUGGUUCCAUGCUUUACUUACUGCUAGGACCCGAUUAGUGCCUCAUGGGUUUUCCAAGAAAUACUACUUCAACGAUUGUGACUUUCAAUUUGCGUCAGUCUAUUUAGAGAAUGUACUAGCCAUCAAUUCCACUAACAACAUUCCCUGGGCACAAGUGCAAGACCACAUAGCUACGAUCGUAUACGGAGGGAAGAUUGAUGAAGAGAACGACCUGGAAGUAGUCGCGAAACUUUGUGCGCACGUGUUCUGCGGCUCGGACAACUUGCAGAUCGUUCCUGGGGUACGAAUCCCACAGCCUCUUCUUCAACAAAGUAAAGAUGAGGAACGGGCAAGGCUCACCACAAUACUGUGUAAUACGAUGGAGCCUGCAGAUUCACUCAGUUCAUGGCUUCAAUUGCCAAGGGAAUCUAUUCUGGAUUACGAACGUAUCCAGGCUAUGGAAGUGGCUAGCUCAACUAAGCAGCUUCUUCAAGAAAUAUAG